CCUAUCGCGUGCGGAGGAGCGCGAAGAGGGUGGGCUGGCGCCUGCGCAGUGGGGCAGCGGUGGCUAGGCGCACGCUGAAGCAGGAGCGGUACUCAGCGCGAGACUCCGGACCGCGAGUGCAGAGUGGGACCCCUCGGCCGUUGCCAGAAUGCCAGGACUAAGCUGUAGAUUCUACCAGCAUAAAUUUCCAGAGGUUGAAGAUGUAGUGAUGGUCAAUGUUCGGUCCAUUGCUGAAAUGGGAGCCUAUGUCAGCCUGCUGGAGUACAACAACAUUGAAGGCAUGAUUCUUCUCAGUGAGCUAUCCAGAAGACGUAUUCGUUCCAUAAACAAACUCAUCCGCAUCGGGAGGAACGAAUGCGUCGUGGUCAUAAGAGUUGACAAAGAGAAAGGUUAUAUUGACUUGUCAAAAAGAAGAGUUUCUCCAGAGGAGGCAAUCAAAUGUGAAGACAAAUUCACAAAAUCAAAGACUGUUUACAGCAUCCUUCGUCAUGUUGCUGAAGUCUUGGAGUACACUAAGGAUGAGCAGCUUGAGAGCCUGUUCCAGAGAACUGCCUGGGUAUUUGAUGACAAGUACAAAAGACCAGGAUAUGGUGCUUAUGACGCAUUCAAGCAUGCAGUCUCAGACCCUGCAAUCCUGGAUAGCCUAGAUCUGACAGAGGAAGAGAGGCGUGUAUUGAUUGACAAUAUUAACAGACGUCUGACACCGCAAGCAGUCAAAAUCCGAGCUGAUAUUGAGGUUGCCUGUUAUGGUUAUGAAGGCAUAGAUGCAGUAAAAGAAGCUUUGAGAGCAGGCUUGAACUGUUCCACAGAGAACAUGCCCAUUAAAAUUAAUCUGAUAGCCCCUCCUCGUUAUGUGAUGACUACAACAACACUGGAGAGAACUGAAGGACUAUCUGUUCUAAAUCAAGCCAUGGCUGUAAUAAAAGAAAAAAUUGAGGAGAAGAGAGGAGUCUUUAAUGUCCAGAUGGAGCCCAAGGUGGUUACUGACACAGAUGAGACUGAGCUUGCAAGGCAGUUGGAAAGACUGGAGAGGGAAAAUGCUGAAGUGGAUGGGGAUGAUGAUGCUGAGGAAAUGGAAGCCAAAACUGAAGACUAAAUAUUCUGGGAUAUUUAGAAGAGACAGACCAUAUGAAAAAUUAGAGACCCCAUUGCAAACACUCUGGACUAAAUGUUUCCAGUAUUGAAAACUUCAAAUAUUUGAAGUGCUUUAUCAUUUUAAAAAGACCAGUAUGUGAAAGGCUAUUCUAAAUAACAUUUGAUGGAGCAACUUACACAAAUUGAAUACUUGAAGGGAAGGUGCCUAGUCAAAUUCAAGACACAGAUCUGGCCAGGGGGAGGUUGCAGCCCUGUGCUUAAAAUUUUCAUAUAUAACAAUUCCUAAUUGGUAAUUACAGCUCAGCGCAUCUGUUAAUGAUCUUUCCUGGGAGCACCAAAACCAAGCAAUUGGAACAGUUCUAUACAGAAUGUACUUGAGCAAAUAUUCAAUAAAUUUCUGGGCUAUGUAACUCCCAAGAUUUUGCUUUUUCCUCUUUUGUCACAUGGCCUAGAGUGAUAUGAAUAUAAAACCUGGAAGGGUGUGAUCAGUGGGUGACUCCCUUUUAGCAUUGCAAGGGCUUUGUUACUCACUUUAAAUCAAGCCAAGAACAAGUGGAACAAAAUGUUUUUCUUUCAAGUUUGUUGAUGCAGACUUGUUUAAAACAGCAUUUCCUUUGUUUUUUAUCUACACUUGGGGAACUGAGAACUUGAAAACUUGUUACCAUUCCAAUAAACAUAGCUGAUAAAUGAAAAAUUCCAUAUAGUUGCACUUUGCUCCUAUAGGUGAAUAUAGCAGGAGCUUUAAUGAACUUACUCAUACUGUAAAAUACAGUGCUGUCUUCUGAGCUCACUGCUGCAUGACCUUCAAUUCCACCCACCCUACAUCUAGUUUAUGCUGAACUGAGCUAUUUACUGUAGAAACAACUUGUUUAUCUUCUCUGAAGGAGAGAAACAAGAUGUGCUUUUAAUGUCAGAGUAUUAAAAAAAAAAAGCUAUUUUCCUUGUCUGUGGGAAUUGGGGGGGGGUUGUUUUUAAGUAACCUUUCCAAACUGCUGAAUUUUUAAACUUAUUUAUAUCUUGCCAGUGUCACAUCCCAUAUUGCACAUCUCCUUUUUUCUUAAUAUUUUAUGCUGCUAGAGGAAAAAUGCAUGAAAAAUGAGACUUUGAGCCUUAACUAGAAAUUCUUAAUAUUGCCACAGUACAAACAAUGUAAUUGGUACAUGGUGUUGCCACAAAAGGCCUUCACAACGGGCAUACCUAUUUCAAUCCAUGCUUGAUUAUCAGAGAAGUUCAUGUGUACCCAACCUUUACUAUGUAAAGAUGAAGUUAAGUAACUUCUAGCCUUUGGAAAAUUCCUGACUCUGUCAUCACAAGAUGAAGAAGCAAAUCUUUUUUAUGGUUAUUUUCUCAAAUUGUUGUUUUCUCAGAAGCUGCAUAUGACAGCCUCUUCAUGGCUUGAAGUUGUGAUAAUGUUAAUUUCCUGUUUGAAUGGGUCUUCCAACUUUGCCUGUUCACUAAAAUAGUGAUUUGACUUCCAUUAAACACAAUAUGUGGGUACUCGGACAAAAGAACAAAGUGUUUAAAAGCUAAAAA
Messenger RNA from Grus americana (Whooping crane), 2628 nucleotides. It is a transcript of the gene EIF2S1, whose product is annotated as eukaryotic translation initiation factor 2 subunit alpha. NCBI's taxonomy places the organism in Eukaryota, Metazoa, Chordata, Aves, Gruiformes, Gruidae. Bases 149 to 1096 code for a protein of 315 amino acids. The record is from RefSeq and is a predicted model, not a curated record. The transcript is spliced from 8 exons. Gene Ontology annotation, molecular function: translation initiation factor activity; ribosome binding; RNA binding. Gene Ontology annotation, cellular component: multi-eIF complex; eukaryotic translation initiation factor 2B complex; eukaryotic translation initiation factor 2 complex.